Messenger RNA from Emiliania huxleyi CCMP1516, 282 nucleotides. RefSeq lists its product as hypothetical. The transcript has a single exon. The record is from RefSeq and is a predicted model, not a curated record. NCBI's taxonomy places the organism in Eukaryota, Haptophyta, Isochrysidales, Noelaerhabdaceae. The annotation marks the transcript as partial.
CAUCAUGCCCCGUCACAAGUGCCCUCCAUCAUCAUGCCUCGUCACAAGUGCCCUCCAUCAUCGUGCCUCGUCACAAGUGCCCUCCAUCAUCAUGCCUCGUCACAAGUGCCCUCCAUCAUCAUGCCUCGUCACAAGUGCCCUCCAUCAUCGUGCCUCGUCACAAGUGCCCUCCAUCAUCAUGCCUCGUCACAAGUGCCCUCCAUCAUGCCUCGUCACAAGUGCCCUCCAUCAUCAUGCCUCGUCACAAGUGCCCUCCAUCAUCAUGCCUCGUCACAAGUGCCC